AUGAUAGAAAUAACUUUUGCUGGACACCAGAUAUUAAUUUUAUUUUUUUGUUGAAAUAUUGAUCAAAUUUGUUCGCCUAUAAAUUGGAAAUUAUAUACAUUCAGAGGUAGAUUUAAGAGGGAAUCCCCCUAUUUGUGUGGUACAAGAGCAUUGAUAGUCAUUAUGCCUAAUUCACAAAAGAUAUUUUCGAAGCGGAUAAAAAAUUUGUCCAAGUAAACAUUUGCUUUCAAAAGCAAGUUGGGUCAUUUUGCAACGAAUAAAAAUAAUAUUGGACUCGAUUUGAAAUUUGGUUCAAACUAAUAUGCAUCGUACAUCGUACAUGCAAGAUAUCGCAAGGAAAGCUAGAUUUACACUCGAGUGUGAAUACAAUAGGAAGAAGGAUAAAUUUCCCAAAUAUCUCCUAAUUUUCUUCGAAUCUUCAUCAUGCCUAUUUUUUCACAAAGAAAUUCAUACUUUAGAGUAGAGUUUACAGUUUGAUCCAAUCAAAGCUGAUAUACAUAUAAUAUCGAAAAUUUGUCAGAUGGUAUAUAUAUAAUCUCCCGUGGAACGAAGAUUAUUCUGUGAAGAUUAUUUUAUGUUAGCGGAGUUGCAUCAGGCAGAUCAAGGGAAGAAAAUUAUAACCUUAUACAAGUUAUAAGUAGUUUCAACGCGUGAAUAAUAUUUUUAUAAGUUGUGAUUAAAAUUGGAAAUAAUGCGUUUGGCGACAGCGAUGAAUUUUAAGCUUUUACCCGUUUUUCGGCAUCGUAUGAUGAACGUUCGAUCCUUCUCCAGAAAUCACCGUUUAGAUCAUGAAGAAUUAUCAAUAUACUUGCGCCCGCAAUAUAGAAGAAUAAAAAUUACCGAAUGUCAUGGAAUGUUUAGUAGAAAUAUUCAUAGUCGUCGACAAAAUGCAGCCGUUAUACCAGUCAGGUUAUUUGCAACUAAAAAAUCUGACAGGGAUUCGCCUAAUGAAAACAGUGAAGAUUACUUGAGUGAUCCACCUGCAUUACCAGCUACCGUUGUUGUUCCAGAAGAGUGGCCUCAUGUACCUGUCAUAGCAAUUAAUAGAAAUCCAGUAUUUCCACGAUUUAUAAAACUUGUUGAACUUACUAAUCCAAUACUUAUGGACUUAAUUCGUAGAAAAGUCAAAUUAAAUCAACCUUAUGUUGGAAUCUUUUUAAAGAAAACAGAAGAAAAUGAAGCAGAAGUUGUACAAAAUUUAGAUGAAGUUUAUUCAGUUGGAACAUUUGCACAAAUUCAUGAAGUCCAAGAUUUAGGCAAUCGAUUAAGAUUAGUUGUUAUGGCACAUAGAAGAAUUAAAAUUGUUGGUCAGAUUUUAGAAGAUCUCCAAAAAUCUGCUCCUGAUGAUCCAGUUACAAGUGGUAAACCAAAUCGUAGAUCCUUUAUACGUAAAAAGAUGGAACCUAAAAUAGCAGAACCAGAUAAAGUACAAAAAGUUGAAGAAAUUAAUAUUUCAGAAAAUAAAGAUGUUGAAACAGUUGUUGAAAAAAAUGAAGAAAAAGUUGGUGCUACUGAAUCUGCACCUCAAGCUAAUCCUAAUUCACCUCAAGCUAAUCCUAAUUCACCUCAGCCUUUAUUGAUGGUAGAAGUUGUAAAUAUUACUCAUGAAAAAUUCCGGCAAACUGAAGAAAUUAAGGCUUUAACUCAAGAGUUAAUUAAAACAAUCAGAGACAUAAUAAGUAUGAAUCCAUUAUACCGUGAGUCCUUGCAACAAAUGUUACACCAAGGUCAAAGAGUUGUGGAUAAUCCAGUUUACUUGAGCGAUUUAGGUGCAGCUUUGACAGGAGCAGAUGCACAGGAAUUACAACAAGUAUUGGAAGAAAUGGAUAUAUUAAAAAGGCUAAGAUUAUCACUUGCACUUCUAAAAAAAGAAUAUGAACUAAGUAAACUUCAACAAAAGAUUGGUAGAGAAGUCGAGGAAAAAGUUAAACAACAACAUAAAAAGUAUAUUCUUCAUGAACAAUUGAAAGUUAUUAAAAAAGAAUUGGGACUAGAAAAAGACGACAAAGAUGCAAUAGCUGAAAAGUAUAGAGAACGAAUAAGAGAGAAAACUGUUCCAAAAGCAGUAAUGGAUGUACUUGAGGAAGAAUUAAAUAAAUUAAAUUUCUUAGAAAGUCAUAGUAGCGAAUUUAAUGUGACAAGAAAUUAUUUAGAUUGGCUAACCUCCAUGCCUUGGGGUGUAACCAGUUCUGAAAAUUUGAAUCUUCAACAAGCAAUUGAAAUUUUGGAUAAAGAUCAUUAUGGAAUGGAAGAUAUAAAAAAACGAAUUUUAGAAUUUAUUGCUGUUAGUCAACUGAAAGGAUCAACGCAAGGAAAAAUAUUAUGUUUCCAUGGUCCACCGGGUGUUGGGAAAACGUCAAUAGCUAAAUCAAUUUCUCGUGCCCUUAAUAGAGAGUAUUUCAGAUUUAGCGUUGGUGGUAUGACAGAUGUAGCAGAAAUCAAAGGUCAUAGAAGAACUUAUGUGGGUGCUAUGCCUGGAAAAGUUAUUCAAUGUUUAAAAAAAACCAAGACUGAAAAUCCAUUGAUUCUAAUUGAUGAAGUCGAUAAAAUUGGAAAAGGUCAUCAAGGAGAUCCAGCCUCUGCUCUUCUUGAAAUGUUAGACCCAGAACAAAAUGCAAAUUUCCUAGAUCAUUAUUUGGAUGUAACGGUCGAUUUGUCCAAAAUUCUUUUUAUUUGUACGGCAAACGUAAUUGAUACUAUUCCGGAACCUUUGAGAGAUCGUAUGGAAAUGAUAGAUAUGUCAGGUUAUGUAGCAGAAGAAAAACUUGCAAUCGCUAAGCAAUACUUAGUACCGCAAGCUAUGAAUGAAUCGGGUCUUACUAAUGGCCAAAUUAAUAUAAAUGAUAGCGCGCUUCAUUUAUUAAUUAAGUCUUAUUGCCGAGAAUCAGGAGUACGAAGUCUUCAGAAACAUAUAGAAAAAGUUCAUCGAAAAGUAGCAUUCAAAGUAGUUAAGAAAGAAUCGGAAAAAGUUGAUGUAACCGCAGAAAAUUUGCACGAAUUCGUAGGGAAACCUGUAUUUACACAUGAUAGAAUGUAUGAAAUUACACCACCGGGCGUAGUUAUGGGUCUUGCAUGGACUGCCAUGGGUGGUUCUACUUUAUUUAUUGAAACAACAAUUAGGAAACCAUUGAUACCAGGAAAGGCAGAUGGUACUUUUGAAGUUACUGGUCAUCUAGGUGAUGUAAUGAAAGAAUCUAUUCAAAUAGCGUUGACGGUUGCAAGGAAUUUUUUGAAACGGGAAGACCCAUCUAAUACUUUCUUGUACGAUUCUCAUUUGCACUUGCACGUUCCUGAAGGCGCCACACCAAAAGAUGGCCCAAGUGCAGGUAUUACUAUCGCGAUAGCAUUGAUUUCACUAGCUAAAAAUAAAGCUAUUAGACAGAAUGUCGCAAUGACAGGAGAACUUAGUCUCAUGGGUAGAGUUCUUCCUGUUGGUGGUAUUAAGGAAAAAAUAAUUGCCGCGAAACGAGUCGGCGUAAACUGUGUAAUUUUACCCGAGGAAAAUAAGAAGGAUUUUAACGACUUACCCAAGUACAUAACGGAUGGUCUUGAAGUUCACUUUGCUUCACAUUUUGAAGACGUAUAUCGUAUAUGUUUUGAAACAGAGCAACCGCAAACUGCUAAUAAUGUUCAAUACCAGAAAUUAGAUGUUAAUGUUACAACUCCACAAAGUGCACCACUUUUGAGUAAAAAGACUGAAUUGUUUAAAAACUAAGUACUUGCAUAUUUUAAAAACUAAUUAGCGUACAGGUUUACGUACCUACAGUCCAUUUGAAACAUUUGGAUGUAUAAAACGAUUAAACAGAAUUCAUUUUGGCAAAUACUUUUUUUUAUAUGUAUGUCAUUUAGAUAUAUAAAGAAUUUUGAAAAGGUUUCCUGACUUGAAAAUUGUAGGU
Megachile rotundata (alfalfa leafcutting bee) is the source of this 3896-nucleotide messenger RNA. RefSeq names its product lon protease homolog, mitochondrial (gene Lon). Gene Ontology annotation, molecular function: ATP-dependent peptidase activity; single-stranded DNA binding; ATP binding. Gene Ontology annotation, cellular component: mitochondrial matrix. The record is from RefSeq and is a predicted model, not a curated record. NCBI's taxonomy places the organism in Eukaryota, Metazoa, Arthropoda, Insecta, Hymenoptera, Megachilidae. Gene Ontology annotation, biological process: chaperone-mediated protein complex assembly; protein quality control for misfolded or incompletely synthesized proteins; mitochondrion organization.